AUGACUGGCUAUUCCUUUUCUCGGCCGAGGGAGCUCCCUCGUAAGCCGAUUAUUCGACGCACCCGUAGUUGGCGCGGCAUUAUGCAGGUCCGCUUCAACGACAGCCGCGCAGACCGCAACAAGAUCGGGGUGCAGGCGUUCUUUUGGGCACCGAUGCGCAUCUUUGGUUUGGGUCUUUUCGCCACCUGCAGCCUCUACUACUUGAUGGGCCAUGACAGCUUCGUGCACACGCUACUAGGCUACGAGUCGGAGAUGCAGUACGAGGCACGCGUCAACCCCAUCACCGAGGGACAGUCGCAGAACUUUAUGAUUUUAGAUAGGGACCGCGCCUGGAAGUCGCCGGUGCGAAACUUGGAAAAGCCACUGCAUCCGGUGCGCGAGUUUGACGUGCUGCGCGACCCCAAGUCGACGUGA
Messenger RNA from Leishmania mexicana MHOM/GT/2001/U1103, 414 nucleotides. RefSeq lists its product as hypothetical. The record is from RefSeq and is a predicted model, not a curated record. The coding region runs from base 1 to 414 and encodes 137 amino acids. The transcript has a single exon. Lineage: Eukaryota; Euglenozoa; Kinetoplastea; Trypanosomatida; Trypanosomatidae.